Messenger RNA from Ostrea edulis (European flat oyster), 2155 nucleotides. RefSeq lists its product as uncharacterized. The transcript has 3 exons. The record is from RefSeq and is a predicted model, not a curated record. The coding region runs from base 208 to 924 and encodes 238 amino acids. NCBI's taxonomy places the organism in Eukaryota, Metazoa, Mollusca, Bivalvia, Ostreida, Ostreidae. Gene Ontology annotation, cellular component: nucleus.
GAUUCAUAAAGAUUCUAAGAUUUUUCUUAGAUUUCCUACUUAAGUACUAAAAAAAUUCUUAGCUAAGAAAAAUACUUAAGUAUCAAUUCAUAAAAAAGUUAAGCACUGUUCUUAGCUAAGUACAGUUCUUAGUAAUUUAGAAAACUUAAGUUGAGUCACCCUAGCAACGCAUAGUAUUUCCCAAACUAAAGGUGGAACUCUUGUGCGAUGGAGGUCGUAUUUUUAACAUGUUUUACGUCACAUCUGUCAAAUUUCGCAGACGUAAACAUGGAAAGCCACAAACUCAAACGAAAGCCAAACUGGAGUAGUGAGGAGUCCUUGGCACUCACUACUCUUGUUGAAGAAUACAAGGAUGUUGUGAGAGGGAAACUAAGUCCCCAGUUAACCUCUCAAAUGAAGUCGAAAGCGUGGGGGGAGAUUGCGGUAAAACUUCGUGCUAUGAGUGUUGGGCCAACUCGAACGGCAGCAGAAGUUGAGAAAAAGUGGCACAACAUCUUCUCGAAGACAAAAACGGAGAUUUCCAACCACAGACGUAUAAUUACUGGUACAGGUGGUGGUCCUCCUCCGAAGUCAUUGAGUGCUGUAGCGGAAGCUGUUACUAGUGUAAUUGGGGCAAAUAACACUUACCUGAUGGGUAUAGAGGGAGGCAUUGAUACGUCCCUGCUAAACCUAGAUAUAGUUGGUGAUGAAUCUGUGGGAAUCCAUGUAAUUGAAGGACCUCCAGAUACAGAUCCCCACAUUCUUGGAUCAACUCCCCUAGAAGUAACAUCUGUCCUGGAGUCUUCAUUGCCAUUGGUAACCUCAGGCAAUAGCAGCAGGGACAUUAACCUGAAAAGAAAAAUGGAAGAACUAACUUGCAGGAAGCUGGAACUAGAAGUCCAGUAUUUGGAAAUGAAAAUAAGAAAGCUUAAAAAAGAGGAAUGAACCAUCCUUAGAUUAAGAGACUGAUCAAUAUUUUUGCUGUUGUUUGUCAGCAUCUUCAGGCAGUUCAGAUUCAAGUAUUCAAAUUCAUGGCCACUGUGGUUAGGGUGAGACCAGAGUAGGGGAAACAUUUCAUAUGUGACUAUCAGAAUAUGAUAUAUUUUAAAAACUAUUUUCUCAAUAGAAUCAAAGUUGCAAGCAUUGUCGAAUGUUCAUAUUAGUUCAUUUUGUGAACCCUGAGUGUAGGAUAGGGCCACAAUAAGGGAUCAGAGUUGUACAUGGGAUUAUAUAUUUAAGUUUAAUUUUAAGUCUUUAAAAAUCUUCUUAUGCACUGCUAGCUAUGAUUAUAGUCAUGAUGAUAAGCAAGCAUCCUCUGCUAUUGUAUAUUCAGUUUAUUCAAAUCAUGGCUCUAGAGGGUACAGUGGGGCCACAACAAUGGAUCAGAUUUUUACAUGUCAAUAUAUUGGAAACAUUUUUUUAGAAAUCUUUUAAAGAACUGCAGGGCCAUGGUUAUCAUAUCAAUGUAGUAUAGGAAGAGGAGAACAAUUAUAAGAACAACUUAACAGAUAACAACCCAAAAACAAACUGUAACUUUUUUCUUACUGUGUGUUACGAUUUUUUAAUAACUGUAAAUCUUAUAUGACUUUUUAAGGAAAUUUUGCAUAUUCAUAUAAACUGUUAAUUUUUUCAGUUUCCAUAAAGUUUGAUAGUUUGUGACAUUGUUUAUCAAAGAAUUAUUUCAUUCUCAUUACUAUAUAUAAGUCAAAUUGAAUCCCUAAAAUUGAUUGUUUUUCAUUGCAAUGAGUUGUCAUUACAUGAAUGACUAUAUAUAUAUGUGACUUAAUUGUCCAAAAUUUAUUGUUUUACAUUAAUUAUGAGUAUCAUAUUACAGAUAUAACUAUAUCGACAAAUUUCUGUUACAACAUAUUUUUAAAAUAAUUUACAAGACAUACAAUUAGUACUUGUAUAUGGUAACUGUUAAAACUCUGCUCGCUCUUAUGAAAUUUGUAAAUGUGAAGUUUGUGUAUGUGUGAUACCAGAAUUUUUGCAUUCUGAAGAAAACAUGAAUGAAAAGUAUUUUUUUUUUAAUUUAGUUGCACACUGUAUACCAGUAAAAUAUAUGAAAUAUAAUAUCUGCCUUUGACUGUUAUUCAUGAAAAUUAUUUAUCAAUUUAUUUGACUCAACUUUGUAUAAUUCUUAAACUAAAUAAAUUGAUGAUCAUGAUAAAACACA